AUGGAACCUUGGGGAAUCAACGAAGAUGAAUUCGGUUCAGGAGAGGGAGAAUUUGAAGAUGUGUUUGAGAAGGUCGAGUCGGGAGUUAUUCCCUCCAAUAGGCCGGGUAUUACAUUGGUGGCAGCGUCAUCGACUAACCCAACGUCCACCCGCCAUGGAGUCCCUUCGGUUUCGCUCUCUUUCACCGUUUUUUUAAUGGCACUAAGGAUUUCGGAUGUUGGCUGCGCUGCCUUUGACAGUGACAUUGACAGUGCACCCCUGGAAGACGGCAGCUACGUGGUGCUCACCCACGUGGUGGACGAUCAAGUUGAUCGGGCACUCGAGGCCGAGUUGUCGCGCACGACAUCCUUCCACCACCCCUGCCAUCAAUUGCAGCGCCUCUUUCAACCGCGACUGUCUAUCGAGGAGGCGUUAGUGUGGCUUACCAACUGCCGCCAGCAAGAAAGUGAAACGCCCUGA
Dibothriocephalus latus is the source of this 459-nucleotide messenger RNA. Lineage: Eukaryota; Metazoa; Platyhelminthes; Cestoda; Diphyllobothriidea; Diphyllobothriidae. The record is from the annotation of a GenBank genome assembly.